CAAGAUUAGCUAGCGUCAUUUCCCCAAACAAGCUUAUCAGCUGCGUUACUAUGCAAUGCAAAACACAGCGAUGCAUCAACUGUUACCACUUACAUGUUACAUAAAACUACGACGAGUCUUGAAUCCCUGUCCGUCCAUGAAAUGAUGGUGAUGGUGGCGCUGAUGAUGAAUGUGUGAGGAGAAAGCUCCUGUGGUUCUCUCGCUGCAACGCACACUUCCUCAUGGAUUCCAGCAAUGAUGAGGCACUUGAUAUCAUUGUCACCAAUGUGGUGGCAACCUUCAGGACCAGGUGCCACCUCAACCUGCGCACCAUUGCCUUAGAGGGAGUCAAUGUCAUUUAUAAGCCAGAAGUAGGGAAGGUCCUUAUGAAGCUUCGAAAGCCCAAGAUAACAGCCUCAAUCUGGUCCUCAGGGAAAGUUAUUUGCACAGGAGCAACAAGCGAGGAUGAAGCAAAGCUGGGUGCUCGCAGGUUAGCACGCUGUCUGCAGAAACUAGGCUUCAAGGUGAGGUUUUCAGCCUUUAAGGUCGUGAAUGUGCUGGCAGUGUGCUCCAUGCCGUUUGCGAUCCGCCUCAUAGACUUUACUAAGAACAACCGACCCAUUGCCAGUUAUGAACCAGAGCUCCAUCCUGCUGCCACGUACAGGAUCAAAAAUCUCAAGGCUACUAUACAGGUGUUCUCUACUGGCAGCCUCACAGUCACAGGACCAAAUGUGCAGAAUGUGGCCACAGCUGUGGAGCAGGUCUACCCACUACUGUUCGAGUGUCAGAACCCCAACUGCAAAUGAAGGACGACAAGGAGGCAAAAGAAGUGAAUCAAACAGAGGGCGAGACCGAUGAGGAAGCACCUUACCCUCGGAUUGAUCUGCUUGUUUUCAUCACUACAUGGCAACAGACACAAAUGUUUGACAUACUUGACAGAUUGGAUAUCACCAGGAUUUUUAAAAGUCGGACACUUAGCAUUACCUUCUCACAAAAUGUCAGUGUUGUGGAUUGUGUGGCUAUUGUGAUUUUAACAGCCUAAACUUGCAAAUAUGUCUUCCGAACUUCACGUCCUUCAGCGGAAACUGCUCCCGAAAAACUUGACUGACACAGAAGAGGGGGGGGGGUGGAAGUCAUUUGCUUUUGCUCUUUUUUUGUUAUGGAUGUUUUUUGCAUGGACGCAGACAGACCUGUUUUCAAUAACCGUUUUAAUACCGAACAGUGGUGACCAUUGCAAAACGGUCCGUAUGCUAACACUGAGAAACCUCAUGUUUAACCCUAUACACAAGCACUCGUCCCAUUUGCCACUGUCUGUGGAAAAAUCUCCGUCCGUGGCUUGUUAGUAGAGGUGUUAGAGGAAAACAGCCAUCAAGCCAUAGACCAACAGAAACAGAUGAGUGUGCUAAUAAUGUUACAUGUAAGAGCAGGUUCUUAUUCAGAUGCACAUAUCCUCUUACAAAACUCAUUCAUCUCUAAUUUUAAUUGUUGCUUUUUAACAUUUCUUUAAUGUAUUUGGUUGUCAUUUUGCUAUAAACGUGUUCUCUGUUCACAACUGUGGCAUUUGAUCAGAAUGCACACACACACACAUCGUUCCCAUAUGUGAUUUAAUUUCUUUGUCGCUUCCUAAUAAUAGUUUUACUCACACACACAGUAAACCUGUAAAUAUUUAAUUGUUUUUGUAGGCUUGGACAGUGUAGAGCAAGAUGGAUGUCCUAAAUGUUUCCUAACGUCAUGAAAACUUUGGACGGUUUCAGAAUAUUUUAUGUUUCAGAUGGUGAGCAACAGACCUCGUUUCCACAACAAGAACUGACUUUGGAAAUAGCUGUGAAGCUCAUAAUAAUGAACUCAUGAUUACAAAAGCAGCCACUCUGUUCAGUCAUGAAAAGUUGAAUGGCAGGUAGCCUGGUCACUUCUCAAGAAGUUUGGCAAUGCAGUCAUGCGAAGCAAUGUAAGACCACUAACAGUGUUCCAAGAAGACAUGCUGAAAUCAUGUCUUGUGCUCACGCCAGUGUCUGAAAAACAAACCCUUCAUAGAAUACAAUUUCUCUUUAACAACAAAAAAAAUAAUGGCGAGAGGUUAAAUGUUUUUAAAUCAGAACCAAAUUCCUAAUGUUAACAUGACUUCUGAUAGUUGUGCUGGCUCUCACAUCCACAAAGGCAGCGUCUGUGUAUGUAUAUAAUAAAUGCAUCUGAUGGGAAAGAUGAAACUCUUUGACUUGUCACAAGUAUGUGGGGUGGAGUUCUUUUUGAACCGGUGUCAACUGAAGAUUUGUGACACUUGUUGAGAAUUUUGUAUUUUGUAUAAAAAUAAAGGUUAACGAUAAAACAGGCCAACA
Messenger RNA from Thunnus maccoyii (southern bluefin tuna), 2315 nucleotides. RefSeq names its product TBP-like 1 (gene tbpl1). The coding region runs from base 222 to 785 and encodes 187 amino acids. Gene Ontology annotation, molecular function: general transcription initiation factor activity; DNA binding. Gene Ontology annotation, biological process: DNA-templated transcription initiation. The transcript has 7 exons. NCBI's taxonomy places the organism in Eukaryota, Metazoa, Chordata, Actinopteri, Scombriformes, Scombridae. The record is from RefSeq and is a predicted model, not a curated record.